Molecule: messenger RNA, 178 nt
Organism: Effrenium voratum
Lineage: Eukaryota; Dinophyceae; Suessiales; Symbiodiniaceae
Source: the annotation of a GenBank genome assembly
GCGCAGCAGCACAAGUGUCACGCAGAUGCUCGGCUGAUGAGCAGCCAGCGCCAGCGGGACGUCGCCUGCUCGGAGUUGUCCUCGGCGGAGGGCAAGGCGCAGCAGGCGCAGGCCCACCCGACAGACGCCUGGCCCGAGUUGUUGACAAGCUUGGCCAAUGGCUUUGCUUCACAUCGAC